Molecule: messenger RNA, 1040 nt
Organism: Micropterus salmoides (largemouth bass)
Lineage: Eukaryota; Metazoa; Chordata; Actinopteri; Centrarchiformes; Centrarchidae
Gene: tnfaip8l1
Product: tumor necrosis factor, alpha-induced protein 8-like 1
Exons: 3
Coding region: 402-962 (186 amino acids)
Biological process (GO): regulation of apoptotic process
Cellular component (GO): cytoplasm
Source: RefSeq, a predicted model, not a curated record
CUCCUUCAUUGGCCCAAGCCAACAUCAAUCUGCUGAUUUCCAGGUCCCCCUCAAGUUUGAAACUUUUUCUUUUUUACGAGGGAGGAGGAGGAAUCGAGUUACAACUAACUCUUGUAACCGAUCUCACAGCAGCCAGGAGAAGAAAACACUUUCAAUAAUUUACACAUCUGUGCCUGAUACGCGGUUGCAGAGACAGAAGGGAGCUGCGAGGGGCGGACAAUUGUGUUUUGUUGUUUUACGGCGGAGAUCCAACAAAACAAGCGAACAAACAAAAACAUGCUGUGAAACGACUUCCCCCUGCGCUGCCAGGAUGAAGACGUGAGAGAUUCUGUUCAGAUUAACUUGACAUCUCGUCUGCUGACCGCUCCCGUGUCCCACUGAGGGUGGGAGGAAGACUUGACAUGGACUCCUUCAGCACCAAGAGCUUAGCCCUGCAGGCGCAGAAGAAGCUAAUGAGCAAGAUGGCCACAAAGAGCAUGGCCAACCUCUUCAUUGACGACACCAGCAGUGAAGUGCUGGAUGAGCUGUACCGCGUCACCAAGGAGUACUCCCGCAACCGCAAAGAGUCCCAGAAGAUCAUCAAGAACUUGAUCAAGAUGGUGGUGAAGCUGGGUGUGCUCUACAGGAACAACCAGUUCAACAGCGAGGAGCUGAUCCUGGUGGAGAACUUCAGGAAGAAAGUCCACACUCUGGCCAUGACGGCGGUCAGUUUCCACCAGAUCGAGUUCACAUUUGACCGCCGCGUCAUGAGCGCCAUUUUGAAUGAUUGCCGUGAACUUCUGCACCAGGCCAUCAAACGCCACCUGACAGCCAAGAGCCACUCGCGAGUCAACCAUGUGUUCAACCACUUUGCCGACUGUGACUUCCUGGCGGCUCUCUACGGGCCCUCUGAAGUUUAUCGCGCUCACCUGCAGAGGAUCUGUAACGGGGUCAACAAGAUGCUCGACGAGGGGAACCUCUGACCUCUGCCGGCCUCGUCAUCAGGCGCCUUUACCUCUAGUCACCCCUCAUGUACCAUCUUGCAGGAUUUCUUCCUCCUU